ACUGAAGGUAAAGUAAAGUAGUUUUGAGUGACUCAGAGCUUUAGUCCAGACGAGCCUCUCUGUUUCUCUCUAAAGAAACAACUGAAUCCAGCAGCUUCUCAUCAACAACACAACAGGAUCUGUGACAAACUCUGAGCGUCGAUAUGUCUGCUGCCAGCUGUCUGCAGACUGAAGAUCAGUUCCUGUGCUCCAUCUGUCUGGAUGUCUUCACUCAUCCAGUCACAAUACCAUGUGGACACAACUUCUGUAAAGCCUGCAUCACUGACCACUGGGACGUUAAUGUCCCGCCUAACUGUCCCAACUGUAAAGAGGGUUUUAACACCAGACCUGAACUUCGGGUCAACACGUUCAUCUCUGAGAUGGCUGCUCAGUUCAGACUGUCAGCUCAACAGAAAGCCAGCAGCAGCAGCUCAGAGCAACAAGCUGCCCAACCAGGAGAAGUUCCCUGUGACGUCUGCACUGGAACCAAAGUGAAGGCCCUCAAGUCCUGCCUGGUGUGUCUGGUCUCCUACUGUGAGGCUCACCUGGAGCCUCACCUCACUACGUCAGGUCUGAAGAGACAUCAGCUGAUGGACCCUAUGGAGAACCUGGAAGGCAGAAUGUGUACGAAGCACGAUAAACUGCUGGAGCUGUUCUGUAAGGCCGACCAGAUGUGUGUCUGCAUGCUCUGCACUGUUUUAGACCACAAGAAUCAUGAGUAUGUUCCUCUGAGAGAAGAAUGUGAAGGAAAGAAGGCCGAGCUGGGGAAGACUGAGGCUGACGUCCAGCAGAUGAUCCAGAAGAGACGACUGAAGAUUCAGGAGAUCAAACACUCAGUGAAGCUCAGUGAGGAACAAGCAGCCAGAGAGGUAGCAGAAGGUGUCCUGGUCUUCAGCGCUCUGAAGGAGUCUGUUGAGAGAAGCCAGGCGGAGCUCAUGGACACCAUCAAAGAGAAGCAGAGAAAGACACAGAAAGAGGCUAAAGGCUUCAUCAAAGAUCUGGAACAGGAGAUCUCUGAGCUGAAGAAGAGAAGCACUGAGGUGGAGCAGCUCUCACGCUCUGAAGACCACCUCCACCUCCUCCAGAGCUUCAGGACCCUGAACACUGCUCCACCCACCAAGGACUGGACAGGAGUCAGAGUCAGUCCACCUUCAUAUGAGGGGACUGUGGUGAGAGCUGUGAACCAGCUGGAGAAGAAGCUCAGUAAACAGAUGAAGAAGGUGCUGGAGGUUGAGCUGAAGAGAGUCCAGCAGUCUGCAGUGGAUGUGACACUCGAUCCUCAUACAGCAAAUCCUAAGCUCAUCCUGUCUGAUGAUGGAAAACAAGUUAAACUUGGAGAUGUAUGGAAGAAUCUCCCAGACAAUCCAGAGAGAUUUAAUCUUUGUGUUGUUGUCUUAGGAAAGCAGAGUUUCUCUUCAGGUAGAUUUUACUACGAGGUUCAGGUUAAAGGGAAGACUGAGUGGGAUUUAGGAGUCGUGAGAGAGUCCAUCAACAGGAAGGGAAUCAUCUCAGCGUCUCCUCAGAAUGGUCACUGGGGGAUAUGGUUGAGGAAUGAGAAUGAGUACUUAGCUCUUGAUGAUCCUCCAUUCCGUCUCUCUCUGGAGUCCCGGCCUGAGAAGGUGGGGGUGUUUGUAGAUUAUGAGGAGGGUCUGGUCUCCUUUUAUGACGUUGGUUCUGCAGCUCUGAUCUACUCCAUUACUGGCUGCUGCUUCACUGAGAAACUCUACCCGUACUUUAGUCCAAGUACUAAUAAUAAGGGUAAAAACUCUGCUCCUCUGAUCAUCUCUGCUGUCAAUCACACCAAGUAGAACAAACAUUUGUUCUUCUUCUUCUUUCAUUUAUUAUUCCAUAAAUCCAUAUGUUUUUACUUUUUAACUGUACAUUUUUCUUGUAAUAAGUCACGUUUUAAACCUCCAACACAAACAACUGAUGGGUUAUCUGAUGUAGUUUGAUUUAUUAUAACAACUGCUUAAUCUGCAUUAGUCACAAAUAAGAAACAUUCUCUGAAUCCUUAAAUAUCUGUGUAUCAAAUGAUUUACACUAUUUUCUUAUUGUUGUAAAAUACUUCAUGAAUAUUGGCACAAAUUACUGGAAAAGGAAACAUUUUUCAGUUUAAAAAAGGUGUUUCAAAGUGUUUCUUGCAUCAUUUUCAGAUUGACUGAUACAUCAAGGGAUCUCAGUCUGGUGUGUUUUCUGGGGUAAAUUAAAGAUCAUCUUUUUGCUUAUUGGUGGCAGGUAACGGCUCCCUCCGUUACCUGCCUACGUAACACGUAACACGUACAUUGACAGAUGUGCGUGCGCAGCCACACACGAGAAAGAUGUCGAUUGC
Messenger RNA from Pungitius pungitius (ninespine stickleback), 2308 nucleotides. RefSeq names its product probable E3 ubiquitin-protein ligase TRIML1. Bases 144 to 1787 code for a protein of 547 amino acids. The record is from RefSeq and is a predicted model, not a curated record. Lineage: Eukaryota; Metazoa; Chordata; Actinopteri; Perciformes; Gasterosteidae. The transcript has 2 exons. Gene Ontology annotation, molecular function: protein binding; zinc ion binding.